Mus musculus (house mouse) is the source of this 15425-nucleotide messenger RNA. It is a transcript of the gene Sorcs2, whose product is annotated as sortilin-related VPS10 domain containing receptor 2. The record is from RefSeq and is a predicted model, not a curated record. Bases 10215 to 13277 code for a protein of 1020 amino acids. Gene Ontology annotation, cellular component: cytoplasmic vesicle membrane; recycling endosome membrane; early endosome membrane. The transcript is spliced from 27 exons. Lineage: Eukaryota; Metazoa; Chordata; Mammalia; Rodentia; Muridae.
GUGUGUGUGUGUGUGUGUGUGUGUGAUCGGCAGAGGGUGACAGCAUAGAAUUGUGGGAGGUAGAGGACAUUCAGGAACAGUGUCAGGCUGAACCCUGCUCAUCCUACUUACCCACCUGCCUUCUGUCCAUGUCUCGGUUGCUGACUUGAUGCUGGGCUCACAGGUGACUGCUGUGACCAUCCUGUGUUUGCACCAGGCAGAUGAUGCCCGGGGUCCCUGAACAUGCUCCCCUAUAAGACAGGCUUAUGAGGUGUCUCCCUUGGAUCCUGUCAGGGCUCCCUAUCCCUUUACCAGUUGGUUCUCUCCAGGAGCCUGUGGCUGUGGAGCCUUAUAGUGAGGCCUCGUGAGUCCAAAUACUGUGGUGACCACAGGACCCUGAGUGGUCGGGAGCCAGCUGCACUUCUCAGAACCCUGCUGGCUAACAGAGGAGUUGAGUCAUGGCCUCAGACUGUGUUCAAGCAAUCUCAUGUUUUUGCAUAUUUUUCUCAAGCAAUAAAUGAGGGCUCUGACACUGAGCCCUUAUUCCACUACAAGAAAGGAAAUCCCCAAACCUUCUGCCUGGAGGACUCGGAAAGCUUCUAGAGGUGGUGGGGGCAAAGAGAGAGGAACCUAGGGUGGGUCCUCAGGCAGGCAGUGGCAUGUGGCCCGUGGUCAUCCCCCAACACUCGCUGAGGUUGCUUUCUAAAGGACGAAGUUUAUUCUUGUGGAAUUCCGUCAAGUACAGACACAUCCCAAGGGCCAUUAAGAGAGAAGCAGGCAUGCUGAGGUGGGGGCCACUUGCAGAAGGGGCCAUGUGUGGCUAAGACACCAUCUCUAAUCCUCUAAUCCUUAAUCCCUUUUAUUCUCUCUCCUCUGGAAGAAAUUGAAAAGGGAAUUUUUUAUGGUAGUGGAAGUAGAUAAUGACGGCUCCAGUGUUGGUCUGCAUAAUUCUAUCAAGAGUGUCCUGUUAUCUGGGUGGGAGUCACUCCUGUGACCUGAGUGCCCAGUAGCUUUGUGUCCUUGUGGUGGUGGCAGUGUGGGUGUGGUGUGUGCGUCCGUGCACGUGUAUGUGUGUGUGCAUGUUUAUGUGCCUAUACAUGUGUUUGUAUGUGUGGUGUGUAUAUGUGUGUGUGGUGUGUGUGUAUGUGCCUAUGCAUGUAUGUGUGUAUAUGUGUAUGUUGUGUGUGUCUAUAUGUGCACGUGUGUGGUGUAUGUGUGGUGUGUGUGUGUGGUGUGUGCAUGUGUGUGUGUGAUUCAUACAGAAACUGAAGAUGGGUGCAGCACAGUGUAGGGCUUCUCCUGAGAACGUCACUCAAGACCUUCAUCUCUGGGAUGCUGCAUUGUCUCCCUCUUCUCCCCGCAUCUGCACACCAUGCUCUUGGCUUUGAUUGUCUGUGUUCUGGCCGACAACUCUUCCCAGUUAGCUUUCAAGCUAUGUGAGGGUUGGGUGCUCUCACUCCCUUCUCUGCUUGUGUGCUCUGCAAUGUGGGCCACAAAACCAGGAUGCUUGGUCAUGGGUCACAGAAGCCCAGUUCCAGAGAGCUGAAGGGAGAGACUGAAUUCACCCAGUACUGGCUUCAGCUUCAGGCAUGUCUAGCUCCAGAGACUCUGAUGUAAGUACUAGUUUGUGACCCUCAAGCUGUCUGGACCCUGGCUCUCUGUUUUGCUUUCUUUCCAAAGGUCUCCUAGGUCACUCUGUGAGAGUUAGGUUAAAGAUGGCUGUAUUUCCCAAGGUUGCCAAGAUGUCUACACCUGAAGCUCUGGAUUCUGUUGAAUUCCUCUUGUUGGCCAGAGGCUGAAAUACUGGAUGAGUAGUCUGGACUUACAGGCUCACCUUGAGACCACCAAGCAUGGAUCCUGGGGGUGGAGUUUUGUCUCUACGCAUAAUCCAAGUACCCCUAAUGGAGCAGGAGGGUGCUCUGGACAGGAUGCAUUGUGGGUAGAGAGGGAGGAGCCAGAGCGAUCUCAACAACCAUCUCCCACCCCUUCUGGCUUCUUCACUGAGGGUUAUCACUGCUGUGGAGAAUGCUAUCCUACCCCAACCACCUGGACCAAGCGGUCAGCCCUCGGCUGUGGCUGCUGCUGAGAGUAGAAGUUCCUGAGGUGACCACAACACCCUUUAUACCUGCAGUUUACAGUGUGUGCCAGGUGGUUCCCAAAUCUGGUAUCCUGGUGUCACUUGUCCCAUGUAGAGGCCACUCACACUUAAAAGAAACUUGUCUGUGUCUCAGUGACUGUCCUGCCUGAUGUCUCUGUUUCUUCGAUCAGCGUACACUGUGGUGGCAGGUUCUCAGGUGACAUGCAGGUGAGAUGACAUGCGUGCCCAUGGGGAACGCUGUUUCCUGGUCAUGCAAGGCAGUCCUAUUAGAAGGAGUUGGGGGAUAUGGGACAGGCAUUGAGUGUGGUAUGGUUAUCAUAUCAUUGGAGACAGGGACCUUGAGGUCACCUCUGCUUACCAUUGCUGAUGUAUUUCAUCAGCUUUGGGUACACCCCCUAAAAAAUCAGAACCCAGAGAAGUUGAGAAUACUUGUGUAGGGUUAGGGAGGACUGGCUAUAAGGUGUCCUGGCCAGUGCUCCCAUUCAGUGUUCAGCCUCUGAGACUGAACAUGCUCUCAACCAGGCCUGGUUUUCCUAGGCCAGCACCUCUCUAGGGGGACCUAGAGAGGCUAGGAUACCCCUGGGAACAGUAGUUCAGGGUCUCAGGAGACAGGACUGCCCAAAGUUUCUUCCCUCUCGGGGGUGGAUUUUCUUCCUAGGUUCCCAGCAGAGCUGUGAGGUUUCUUCAUCGAAUGAGUGACUGAGCCUCACUCUACCUGGGGGUGGGGUUGGUUCCUAUGCCAGGAAGCCGGCUGGGAGGUUUUGUUUGGGCGCCUCCAGCCUGGCAUUAGUGAUUGCUGAAGUGUUUGUAGGAAGUUGGAGUGGAGGUGAACCCCAGAUGGAGAUCCUUAUGGGAAGCCAAGAAGGAAACCAGCCUCUGCCUACAGCAUUGCCUGCCAGAGACAGCUGGAAGGCAGAUUCAUUCAGCAAAUGCCAUGUGGGCACUUGCCAUGUCUGUGGUGGUCUCCAAGGAGUGCCAAGGCCCUCACAGGCCUUUAGAGCUUCUAGGGUGCUUGGAGGGUGCCUGCUGGGAUACCCCCCAGACACGGGCGGGUCACCCUUUGCUGAGUCAGCACAUUCCAGUGUGUCUGGUCUUUGCUGAGAGAAGGUGAGGUCAUCGUGGGGCUGGGCUUGUGAGGAAACUUGAGGAUGCCUGGAGCUGGCAGACUCCAUGCCUGUGGGCAUUUCCACAUAGGAAGCUUAGUAAGGUGGUGUGGGCUCAGUGCUCAGCGCUGCCAGAGGUCUGUGCUGAGUUCUGCAGAUGGAACUGACUUGCUGGUAGAUGGAAGACAGAGAUGUUAAAGAGAGAUUGGUUUCCUCAGCCUUGGAAGGGGGACUUCCCACCUCAUAGAACACCCAGGUCAUGGUGGUGGUGGAUCCACCUGAAGCUCAGAUGUGAACUGUGUGACUUGAGGCUGCUGCAAUGGGCCACACAAAAAAUGGCUGUUCAGACAGUUCAGGCUUGUUUGUCUUUGGCUAGUCUUGGACAUCAGAAGUUAGCCACAUUGAGCCAAAGUCAGUGGUGGGUAGGCCUGGCUCUUCCAGAGGGGUGCUUGUGUGUAUGUGUGUGUGCUUGUGUGUUUAUAUAUGUGUGGUUGUGUGUGUGUUUAUGUGCGGUUGUGUGUAUGUGUGUGUGGUUGUGUAUGUAUGUUUGUGUUUGCGUGUGGUUGCAUGUAUGUGUGAGUGGUUGUGUGUUUGUCUAUGUGUGCUUGUGUGUUUGUAUAUGUGUGGUUGUGUGUGUGUGUGUGUGUGUGUGUGUGUGUGUGUGUGUGUAGGAUCUGCUCAGCUGCUGCCGGCCCCCCACAACUUUCUGACCCUGAGCACUAUCUUCUCAUUUGUUGCCUCUCUGCCCCUAACAUCACAGGUCUCUUUCUGACAAUAACCUUCUGAUCCCUCAGGAAGGACCCGUGAUAACAGUGAACAACCCUGCCUCCCUCUCCUAGCUCCUCAGUGUCAUCCACAGGGUCCCUCAUGAGAGAACCUAUGCCUGGCUUUGGGACUUGGCUGUGGGUCGUUUGGAGUCCUGUCACCUCUGCCAGUACAAAGGCAAAGGGGGUAGUGACUGAAAACUCUGGGCUCCUCGUAGAGCUCAGGAGGUCUACUGUCAACACUGUAGCUGUCCUCUAAGGCCUUGGCUCUGAAGGCACGUGCUAACCCAAGAUCCUCCAGAGGCUUCCUACCCUCCUAGCUCAGGAGCGGGCUGACUCUUCACACUGGGACCUUGCUGCCUUCUCCCCUCGGAAGCCUCCUAUUGACUACUUCCAGCAAAUGCCUGCCCCAUUGGCUGUUUCUUUGACUUUCUAGUCCUUGGCCUCCCUGCUCUUGCUAUUCUUAGGUCCUCUGCUCUAGAGACAGCAUGGUCCACCCUUGCUGACCUUUUGUAUUCUAUGCUCACUUCAAGGUGCUAGGACCAGUUCCUACCAUGGCCAUGGGCAUUGUGGUACUCAGCACGUGACUGGGAUGGGGCUGUGUGUGGGUGAUAGAGGAGAAGCUUAAGAUGACUCUAUCUCUCUCUCUCUCUCUCUCUCUUUGUGUGUGUGUGUGUGUGUGUGUGUGUGUGUGUGUGUGUAAUGCAUAUAUGUGUGUGCACACACUCUGUCUGGACUGUUGGUGGCAGGUGCAGAGGCCACUCCACUCCCCAGCACAGGAGUCACCUGCCAUGUUAGGCACCUGUGCCUGUGUGCAUGUACGUGUCAAUGUGUGUGUUUGCCCAUGGAGGCCAGAAGAGGGUGUGAGAGUCUCCGUAGCUAGACUUGCAGGCAAUUGUGAACUACCUGAUGUGGGUCCUAGGAGCCAAGCUCAAGUCUCACAGAAGAGCAGGAAGCACUGUUAAAGGCUGAGCCAUCCAUCUCCACUCAUGUCAAAGGUAAAGCCAUUGUCUAGGCUACCACCUUGAAGCCUCUCUGUCCAGUACUAGCUUCACAGAACACACAGUAUAGCUGGAGGCUCGGUGUCAUCUACUUGUCAAGCUGAGGACUUUGGGCUGCUGUGGCAUCUAGAGUGGCAGGUGGUUCCUGUGCUGGGGAGGGGAGUGGCCUCUGCACCUGCCACCAACAGUCCAGAGUCUGUUGUUGGUGUGCUUGGGUUACUCAGUGUGUGACAAACAUAGAAAUAGAGUCCAAGAGAGCACCCAGUUGUUCAGUAUGAGUCAGAAGAGAACCCACAUUGUAUAGGGGCAUUGUGUCCCAGAAGGCCAGGAGGACACGAGAGAUGUUGGGUUUUUUUCCCCCUAUGGAUGCAUGUGCAGGGGAGAGCCUGUGAGAGGGAACAUCUGGCUGGCAUCACAGGGAGAGGGGCUCAAGCCUUGCUUUACCACAGUUAAGAAAGUGAAUUUAGGCAGCUGGUAGCCUUCAAGGCCUGGCUUCCCUGAGUGUAAACUGGGCCCUUGGCUAUGUGUGAGCCACCCAAUGGCCUCCAGAAGCCAAGGUCUUUCCCUGAAUGUUCAUAUUCCUGAAGACUUGGCUAAGCUGAAUACUGUGUAAGACAGCUGGAGAAACCCCAGUGAGGGGUGACCACGCUCCUGGCUAGCUGCCCUGCCGGGGCCAGGUGUUCCCCAUCUGUGUGCUGAGGGUGGACCUUAAUGGCUCGCCCUGCCUCUGCUUCAGAGCCAAAAAAGGAAGUUUGUGUCAGAUGCAAGCCUGUUUUUCACUGUUAGGACACCAAACUAUCUGCCCAGAAGGCUGUUGAUCAGGCCACGCCCUACCCUAAGUUAUUCAGUGUCGCUUAAAUGUGAAUUUAUCGUUAUCCAAUAAAUUCUAAAACUGUGGAAGCACACGCGUGUUCGUCUGUUUCUGUCACCACGGAAUCUCCCGGGGACUGGUGAGCUGAGGUUUUCUUUCCUCCGUUUAACUUUUCAGAGGCAUCAAUUAUAGAUAUUGAUUCCAGCCCAGCAAAAAUAAUUCCUCUCUGCAGAGACUGAAGGCAUUUAACGACAGUUCCCUGUUGAGUCCAUGCAACUCUCAGCCCCAGUGGGGUGGGCAUGUGGGCCUAAGGAAUGGAGGGCUGUUUAAAGGCAGGGCAGGCCUGUCCCUGAUGUCUCCAUCCCAGACCCUUCUACCUGCCCUGAAGCCUUCUGCACUGCUCUCAUCCAUGCUCUUAGGAGGUGACAGACACUCAAGAGAUGAGGCCACAUGGUUGUGAUUCCCUGCAAGCCACCGGGGACUCAUCAGAUGGCUUCAGAACCAAUUCACCAGCAAUAUUUAGAGAUCAAUCACAGCCCCCUCCAGUCCCGGAAGUAGAGUCUGAGCUUGCUGAGCCGAGUCGAGGCCUGCUGCUAUCAUGUCCUGGUUGAUGGAGGGAGCUCUGGUGUGGAGGUGCCCUUUGCUGAGGUCACAAGCUCAGUGACAAGAGCUGUCCUGAAGCAGAAACCGAGGCUUAGGGACAGCAGGUGACAGCUCAUGCUCCUCCUGUGUGGGGAGCCACACAGGACAUGCCAUUGGACGUUCCAUUGGCCCACCAUGCUGUUCUGCUCUGUACCCUGGUGCCUUCUGGGUGUGGAGAGAAGGGCCUUAGGGAUUGAGUGAAGCUAGGAAGUCAGCGUGGUUGGAGCAUCAGAGGGAGAGGCCUGAACAGUCUCGUGGUGCCACAGGUAUAGUAGACUUUCUGAAAAUAUCUACCCAUCAUUCACUUAGAUGAGUAGGUUGGUUCAGGCAAGUGGCUGGGCCACUUUCUGGCUUAGGGGCAGCAGGGCUGUGGAUAUUUCUGCAGUUCUGGGAAGUUCGGUGUGCAGAGGUGUGGGUCGGGUGCUGUUUGCAUGGGUGUAGUGAGUGUGGCUGGAUGUGGACUUCUGGAUGAGUGUUCCUCCCCCACCCCCCAUGAGCUUGGGCUCUGAGCGACAGCAAGAGACAGGGGCCCAGAUCCAGUGACACUUCCUGCACACCCUGUGUUGCUCUUCUUGUUUCCAAACUGCUGCAGAAACUAAAUGAUUAAUUAAGCGGCACCCACACAGGUUCUUUUUUUUUUCCCCCAAGAAUGUUUUUCUUUCUUUCUUUCUUUUUUUUUUUAAACAAAGCAGUGCUUCAGUGGCUUGUCAGAGAUGGGGCAGGGAGAAAGCUUUAAUGGUCUUAAUAAAUCACAGUUACUCACGUGGGCAGAUGCGUCAGGCUGAGGAGGCGCCUGAUUAAGCAUCUAAUUGUGUUGACUGAGCUGGCCACGCCCCCGGGGGUGGCCAUAUUGCCCAGAGAGAUUGUGAGCAAACCCUACCACCUCUUCCUGCCUUCUUUCCUGUUACAGAGCCAGCGCUUCAGAGGAGUCGCUCCCAACCUUUGGCAGACACCUUCUGGUGACUUUUCAGCUUUGCACAUGGAAGCCACCUUAGUUCCUGGAAAGGGGUGGGGGUGGGGUGCAGCAUGGCCAGAGGCACAAGGACUCUAAAGUGGCAUUCUAUUCCUUGGUGUCUUCCCAUUCUAGGCUUGUGAUGAUCAAGUGUAGCUGGGGUUGCCAGGUGGUGGUGGUGCGUACUUUUAAUCCCAGCACUUGGGAGGCAGAGGCAGGCUGAUUUCUGAAUUCGAGGCCAGCCUGGUCUACAGAGGGACAGCCAGGGCUAUACAGAGAAACCCUGUCUCAAAAAAAUAUUUGUAGGUGGGGUGGUGGGAAGGUGACCACUAGCCACUGGCUAAUGAGUACUGCUUGCAAUAUAAAUGAUACAGCACAAAGCUGAAACACACCAGGAGACUGUGCUGGGCUGGUGUGGGCUUACACAACACUAGGAAGACAGAGCACAGUUGAAGUUGGAAAAGCUGGUGCGUCAAGGACAGUUUCAUCCAGAAGAGAGCCAGCAGCUUCCUGGAAGGGGAGACUCAUGAAGCCUUUCAGGAUAAGUGAUAUUAAACCCCAACUUUCUGAGUCCUUUCUAAAAGUCUGGCAAGAGGUAGCCACGCAGACAGGGCCAAUCCUGCCUCAGCAGAGGGCUUGGUCCCUUACUGAGUAGUGCUACCACAGACCUACAGACAAUGACAUAAAAACCCAGUCACCACUGUGUUACAAAAAAAUCUAGAUAGAGCUGGAGAGAUGGCUCAGCGGUUAAGAGCACUGACUUCUCUUCCAGAGGUCCUGAGUUCAAUUCCCAGCAACCACAUGGUGGCUCACAACCAUCUGGAAUGAGAUCUGAUACCCUAGUCUGGUGUGUCUGAAGACAGCUACAGUGUACUCAUACAUAAAAUAAGUUUAAAAAAAUUCUUUAAAAAAAAAAUCUAGAUAACGACCUGGAGGCUCUUGAGCAGUUAGGAUGGCUGGGGUGGGAGUGUUUCAGAGCCAGAGGCUGGGAUGCGUGUGUCCCACUGGGGAGACGAAACACGGCUCCCUCUGAAGCAGACUGUGAAGCUCGUGCCCACAUUGUGACUCGCACCUGAAUUCUCUCUCAUACUUUAAUAGCCCAGAGCUGGCAGCUGGACUCUGCUGUCCAGCUGCAGAUGUGUUGGGUAAACGAAAUGUGGUAUAUCCAUACAAUAGACUAUUAUUUGGAACAAAGUACAAACAUGUUGUAAAACGUGGCUGCACCCCGAGAGAGCCGAGUCACAGCAGGCCGCAUAUUGUUUGAUUUCCUCCUUAUGAAAUGAGUACCGAGCGUGUGCGGGGGUGGGGGGUGAGGGGGUGGGGGUGGGGAUAGAAGGAGACAGGAAGUAGACUGGUGGUUGCUUUAGCCUGAAGAAGGUGUGUGUGUGUGUGGGGGGGGGGUCUGUAACAGGCUGAGGCAGGGGAAUGCUCCUAAGUCACUGUUGUGGGGGGAUCGCAGCUGUCCCCAAGUUCUUGGGCUGUACCCGAGGUGAGAGGAUUUCAGUGGUAAAGUCUCUAUGAAGCGUCAGAAGAGAGGCAAUGAGGUGAAGCCAAAGGGUGGUGGGGAGGGGCCACUUGCUGAGGGACAUGGGCAAAGGAGAAUGGGCAGAGAGCAGAGCUGGUGUGGCAACAACAGGCACAGUGGCAGGGCACCCCGGACUCCUGGGUCAGUGGGAGGGGCUACAGAGGAGCUGCAGUGGCGAAGAUGAUUCUUGUUCCCUCCCACCCCGCAGGCUGUCCACCCUGGGUUUCUGCUGCGGCUCUCUUUUAUAAGAUCUCUUCAUGACUCUCUGCUACGUCUCUCUGUUUCUCUGCCAUGGCUUUCUGCUGUGGCCCCUCUAUCCCGGUUCUCUGCCUUGACCCACAUGCCUUCAUUCCCUCUUUGUGUGUCAGGAGCCUUCUAGGCCCCAGCCUUAGAAAUCAGUAGGAGUCACCUCCAUUUUCAGAUACUUGUCUAGCUUCAAGGUAAUGCACGUGCUGUUCCCUCUCCUGUGGAGUAAUACCACAGAAUUUGGGGCCUCACCUGAACACCACCAUAGUGAGAAAGUGUAUCAGAACCUCAAACAGCCUCCUCAGCUCAAGGCCCCUGAGAUGACAGCAUCCCUGACCUCUGUGUGACCGAGAGUCUGCCCCAAGCCUGACCCCGCAGCUUCCGAAUGUCCUUCCAGCCCUCAGAACCAGAGCAGGAUGUGGUGGGGACUUGCAACCAUUCCCCAGGCGCCAGCUAGAACAGCCCUGUUCGCUCAAGGGUUAAGUCUCGUUGAGGGUUGCCUGGUGUGGAAAUUUAUGAAGGGGAUUUAUUACUAACAGGUGGAGGACGCAGGCAUUUCUGGAGACCCAGAGACAGCCUGCUAGAUGCCUUGCAGAUAACGAAAUGCAGGGGCCCCUUCCCCUGAGACCCACUAAUCCAGAGGCCAUCUGUCCCCACGAGUCAUGGCUCUGGUUAAGACGCAGAGAGACUGAGGGUUGCAGGGUGGAGCUGCCAUGGGCCACAGCACACAGGGAGGGCAAGAGACUGGCCCCAAGUUCAGGCUUCCUCUCUGGGCCAUGGUUUGGAGGAUUUCCAGGAACUUCUGGGUGGGGCUCGCUUUUGUUUCAUCCCCCCUUGCACUCCAGCUGGUCCUGUCACUGUGUUGCAGAGGUCUAGCUGAGUGUGUGUGUGUGUGUGUGUGUGUGUGUGUGUGAUUCAUGGGUUGAGGUGAAGGGUGUCACUUCACUUCGUACGCGCCCCACACUUGCUUAGGCGUAGAAAUUGAGCAUUCCUGUUUAGCACCUGGAGGCAACCAGACCUUAGCUGUACGUUUGGCCCUUCACACUAGACAAGAGCAACCUCAAUCCUGAAUCCACCCCCUUUUCCAUUGAAGAUGUCCCCAAGGCCUGGCGCUUAUAUGCUCCUUGGCUGUGCACCCCACUGUGUGAUGGAGGUCAUCUUGAUCCUGACAAAGUACUACCAUGCAGACAUGGGCAAGGUUCUGGAAAGUUCUCUGUGGAGGUCCUCAGAUUUUGGGACAACCUACACCAAGCUUACUCUCCAGCCUGGUGUCACCACUGUCAUUGACAACUUCUAUAUCUGCCCAGCUAACAAAAGGAAGAUCAUCCUGGUGAGCUCAUCCCUCGGUGACCGGGAACAGAGCCUCUUCCUCAGCACUGAUGAGGGCGCCACGUUCCAGAAGUAUCCUGUCCCCUUCCUUGUGGAGAUGCUCCUCUUCCACCCGAAGGAGGAGGACAAGGUGCUGGCCUACACCAAGGACAGCAAGCUGUAUGUGUCAUCGGACCUGGGAAAGAAGUGGACACUUCUGCAGGAACGGGUGACCAAGGACCACGUGUUCUGGGCUGUGUCUGGGGUGGAUGACGACCCAAACUUGGUCCACGUGGAAGCUCAGGACCUCAGUGGAGGCUAUCGGUACUACACGUGUCUGAUCUACAACUGCUCAGCCCAGCCACACAUAGCACCCUUCUCCGGCCCCAUUGACCGCGGGUCCCUGACCGUGCAGGAUGAGUACAUCUUUUUGAAGGCAACAUCAACAAACCGAACCAAGUACUAUGUCUCCUAUCGCCGAAGUGACUUUGUCCUGAUGAAGCUGCCCAAGUAUGCCCUGCCCAAGGACCUACAGAUCAUCAGCACGGAUGAGCAGCAGGUGUUUGUGGCCGUACAGGAGUGGAACCAGGUAGACACCUACAACCUGUACCAGUCAGACCUGCGUGGGGUUCGCUAUUCCCUGGUGCUGGAGAAUGUGCGCAGCUCGAGGCAAGCCGAGGAGAACGUGGUCAUCGACAUCCUUGAGGUCAGAGGGGUGAAGGGAGUCUUCUUGGCAAACCAGAAAGUGGAUGGCAAGGUGACCACAGUCAUAACCUACAACAAGGGCCGUGACUGGGAUUACCUGAGGCCACCCAGCACCGACAUGAAUGGGAAGCCCACCAACUGCCAGCCGCCGGACUGUUACCUGCACCUGCACUUGCGGUGGGCAGACAACCCCUAUGUGUCAGGCACGGUACACACCAAGGACACUGCCCCUGGUCUCAUCAUGGGUGCAGGUAACCUGGGCUCACAGCUGGUGGAGUAUAAAGAGGAGAUGUACAUCACAUCUGACUGCGGGCACACCUGGAGGCAGGUCUUUGAGGAAGAGCACCAUGUGUUGUACCUGGACCACGGUGGUGUCAUUGCCGCCAUCAAGGACACCUCCAUCCCCCUGAAGAUCCUCAAGUUCAGCGUGGAUGAGGGCCACACGUGGAGCACACACAACUUCACCAGCACCUCAGUGUUCGUGGAUGGGUUGCUGAGCGAGCCAGGGGAUGAGACGCUGGUCAUGACGGUCUUUGGUCACAUCAGCUUCCGCUCUGACUGGGAGCUGGUCAAGGUUGACUUCCGGCCCUCCUUCCCCCGGCAGUGUGGCGAGGAUGACUACAGCUCCUGGGACCUCACUGACCUCCAGGGUGAUCACUGCAUCAUGGGCCAACAGAGAAGUUACCGGAAGAGAAAGUCCACAUCCUGGUGUGUCAAGGGACGGAGCUUCACAUCAGCACUCACGUCACGUGUGUGCAAGUGCCGGGACUCCGACUUCCUCUGUGACUACGGGUUUGAGCGCUCAUCUUCCUCGGAGUCCACUGCCAACAAGUGCUCUGCCAACUUCUGGUUCAACCCUUUGUCUCCUCCUGAAGACUGUGUCUUGGGUCAGACUUACACUAGUAGCCUUGGGUACCGGAAGGUGGUGUCCAAUGUGUGUGAAGGUGGUGUGGACCUGCAGCAGAGCCCAGUGCAGCUGCAGUGCCCCCUCCAGGCACCCCGGGGCCUGCAGGUGAGCAUCCGAGGAGAGGCAGUGGCCGUGCGGCCUAGAGAAGAUGUGCUGUUUGUGGUGCGACAGGAACAGGGUGAUGUCCUGACCACUAAAUAUCAGGUGGAUCUUGGGGAUGGCUUCAAGGCCAUGUACGUGAACCUCACUCUGACAGGCGAGCCCAUUCGACAUCACUAUGAGAGUCCUGGCAUCUACCGAGUGUCCGUCAGGGCUGAGAACAUGGCAGGCCAUGAUGAGGCUGUGCUCUUUGUCCAGGUCAACUCUCCCCUGCAGGCCCUCUACCUCGAGGUAGUUCCUGUCAUUGGCGUCAACCAGGAGGUGAACCUCACAGCCGUGCUGUUACCCCUGAAUCCCAACCUCACUGUCUUCUACUGGUGGAUCGGCCACAGCUUGCAGCCUCUGCUUUCCUUGGACAACUCGGUGACAACAAAGUUUACGGACGCUGGGGAUGUGCGUGUGACAGUGCAAGCUGCCUGCGGGAACUCAGUGCUUCAGGACUCCAGGCUCGUCCGUGUGCUCGAUCAGUUCCAGGUGGUGCCUCUGCGGUUCUCCAGGGAGCUGGACACCUUUAACCCCAACACUCCUGAAUGGAGGGAAGAUGUGGGACUGGUGGUCACCCGACUGCUCUCCAAGGAGACCAGCAUCCCAGAGGAGCUGCUUGUGACUGUGGUAAAGCCAGGGCUGCCCACCAUAGCCGACUUGUAUGUGCUUCUGCCUCUGCCAAGGCCCACAAGGAAGAGGAGCCUCACAAGUGACAAGAGACUGGCAGCCGUGCAGCAGGCGCUGAACUCUCAUAGAAUCAGCUUCAUCCUUCGAGGAGGGCUUCGUAUCCUGGUGGAGCUGAGGGACACAGACACAGGUCCUCAGAGGCCAGGUGGCAGUGGUGGCUACUGGGCCGUGGUGGUCCUCUUUGUCAUUGGGCUCUUUGCAGUAGGAGCAUUCAUCCUCUACAAGUUCAAAAGCAGGAAACGUCCAGGCAGGACAGUGUACGCCCAGAUGCACAAUGAGAAGGAACAGGAGAUGACAAGUCCCGUGAGUCACAGUGAGGAUGCCCAGAGCACCAUGCAGGGCAACCACUCAGGGGUGGUCCUGAGCAUCAACUCUCGUGAGAUGCAUAGCUACCUGGUGGGCUGAUGGCACCAGCUGGCCAGGACACUCUCCUCCUGCUUCCUCCGGAGAGGGCACAGGACCACAACUGCAGCUGGAAUGACACACCCUCUGAGACCCGUGGAAAGGCCAACUCCUCUAGCUGUCCCCACUCAGAGGACAGACACUUCUCCCUGUCAGCCCCAGCUGGCCCAUGGGAUCCUGGGACAGCCGACUCAUGACCCACCUGGACACGGGCCUGUGGUGCCACACAGAGUCCCCACCCUUGACUCUGAGGCAUCACAGUCCUUAGACCUGAACAUGCUGCCCUGGUUACUCCAUCUUGCCACUGCAGCCCAGGCCUGGCUUCUCCUGCCUGGGGCUGGACCAGCCUAUUUCUGGGGUGAGCCUGCAGCCACCACCACCCCCACUCCAGACUUGUAGCCUGCUCAGCCCUGGCCCCACAGUCCCUGUCCCUGCAGAGGACCCCAGAGUCAGGAAGUCUCUGGGCCAGACCAACCCAACACCACCUUCCAGGAAGCCACUCUCUCCACUGCAGUGUAAAUACCUGCCCGGGUAGAGCUAUUUGAGUUUGGGGGCUCUUUCUUUUAGCUUUCUGUUUUCAAGGCAGGCAAUAGAAGCCAUCUUCGAUCCAUCAGAAUCCCACUCUCAGAACCCCUCUUUCAGAAUGCCCAGAGCUGGGCCUAGAGGGGCAACUAUCUCUCUGAUUUUCCCUCAGGGCUACAGGGUUAGAGGCAAGAAAAGAAGGGACCCUUACAUGCAAUUCCUGCUCCAUCCAGCAGGAUGUGCCCUUCUACAGCUUCUAGGCUGAUGGCUGGCUUCCGGUCAGGUCUGGGCUUUAGAAGAGACUACAGGCCCCAGAAAGGCACAUUAGUAGAACACAUCAGGCUCUGAUGCCCUAUGGUUUGAGGAACCCUUGUAAGAACCAACCAGAAGAGGGGUGGGAGGGCAGCAUCUCCUGGGAAAACGAACUAGAGGAUCCAGAGCCUUGUGGCCCUUUCACGGUCAGAGAAAGAAAGCAGCAGAGGUAGCCCUAGAGUCGCCUGCUGCCUGCUCCUACGGCCAAGUCAGGGACCCAGCACAGGUUGACACUGUGAGCUGGCAUCAUUCACCUUUUGCCUUGAAACUGAAGUCAGUAUUCCCUUCCCUUCCCCUCCUCUUCCAUCCUCUCACCUCCAGACUCUUGCUGCCCUACCAGAGAGCCCAGGCUGGCCUGGAGCGAGGCCCGGGUGUCUCAACACCCACUGCUGCUGCUGCUGCUGCUGUUUGGCACACUCACCAGCACCCAUCAGUUCUCCCUAAGGAAGAAAUGUGACCCAUAUAGAAGAAGAGGUCUCAGACAGACCCUCACAGGACAGCUCCAGCACUUAGUCUCUCUGUUAAGGACUGGGCUGGGUGUCUGUCUAUACGCUCGUCAUAGACAGGACAGCACAGAGCAGGGUAGCUAUGGGGGGCACAAAGCUGGUCUGUGGGAGUGUCUCAACUGUACCCCAAUAUCUCUCACUUUCUGCCACUCUCUGGGGCUCAGGGGUCUCUGCAGAGGUAACUGCGGGCUGUCCUCCUUGGGAGGGGCUACAAAUGGGACCCUAGUGCCAGUGAAGGUCAUGACACUCUAAGACUUUUGCCCCACAUACCUUCUUGCUAUCUCAAAUGAAACCUAAGCAGAGACCUUUUCCCCAUCUGUAUCCCCACAGCAUGGAAGUACCACCCAGUACCACACAGAGGAGAUGCUCACACACGACAGUCUCCAUAAGGCCCAAGGUCAGCACAGAACCCCUGGACAUAGCCCGCCACUUUAGCUCACCAGUGCCUGGGGUGCCUUCCUCGAGCACGCUCUCACUCUCAAGGACACGGGCAGGCUUACCCUAGCUAUUUGGGUUUUUUGUUACUAUUUCUAUUUGAACAUUUGGAGCGUAUAGACCCAAGAUCCUCCCUGUUCUCAUCUCCAUCACUGCAGAUGGCCAUGCAGGCACAGGGUUUCCCUGCCUAUCAGCUGAGGUGCCGUGCAUUAUACAGCCAGGGGCAAAAGCCCAGCUCAGGGGCUCAUAUCACUCUCCACCAGGCCCUGAGCUUACCUGACAUGUGGGCAUAGCAGAGGUGAUGAGUUCUUUGUUUUUCCUUUAUAUAAAAAAAAGAAACAAUAAAUCAUUUGUGAUGCUUUUAACAAAGGUUAAA